AUCACACAAAAUGUUUAGAAAGAUUUCAAAUAAAAUUGUUUUAAUUACUGGUGCAUCAUCAGGUAUUGGUGAAUCAUGUGCAAAGAUGUUCUACGAAAAUGGAAAUCAUAUUAUUUUAUGUGGUAGAAGAGUUGAUAGAUUAAAUAAACUUAAAGAUCAAUUAGUUUUAAAUAAUGCUGGUGGUAAAGUUUUUGCAUGUCAAGUUGAUGUUUCAUCUAUGGAUUCAAUUGAUAAAAUGUUUAAUGAAUUACCAGAAGAAAUGAAAGCUAUCGAUAUUUUAGUUAAUAAUGCAGGUUUAUCAUUAGGAAUGGAUGCAGUUGUUGAUAUUGAUGCUAGAAAUGAUUUAGAUUCUGUUAUUGAUACCAAUGUCAAGGGUGUAUUCCGUUUAACAAGAAAGAUUUUACCAGGUAUGAUUCAAAGAAAUUCAGGUCAUAUUUUUAAUAUUAGUAGUAUUGCUGGUUCAAUGUUUUAUCAAAAUGGUAGUAUUUAUUGUGCUUCAAAAGCCGCUGUUAAUGCUUUUUCAGAUAUCGUUAGAAAGGAAGUUGUAAGCACCAAAAUUCGUGUAACCAAUGUUUGUCCUGGUCUUGUUGAAACUGAGUUUAGUCUUGUUCGUUUUGGUGGUGAUUCAGAUAAAGCUAAAAAACCAUACAUUGGUAUUGACCCAUUAACUGCUGAUGAUAUUGCUGAUAAUAUUUAUUAUUGUGCUUCACGUCCAGAACAUGUCCAAGUUACAACUAUUGAAGUUAUGGCAAAUAAUCAAGCAUCAACAAGAGAUAUUUAUAGAGAUCAAGUUUAAAAAUUUAAUUUAAAUAAUUUUUUUUUUUUAAAAAAUAAAAUAUACAAAAAAAAUUGCAUUAAAAAAAAAAAAUAGUUUAUAAAAUUGAUU
This is a messenger RNA of Dictyostelium purpureum, 886 nucleotides long. RefSeq lists its product as uncharacterized. The transcript is spliced from 3 exons. The record is from RefSeq and is a predicted model, not a curated record. Gene Ontology annotation, cellular component: cytosol. Bases 11 to 796 code for a protein of 261 amino acids. Gene Ontology annotation, molecular function: oxidoreductase activity. NCBI's taxonomy places the organism in Eukaryota, Evosea, Eumycetozoa, Dictyosteliales, Dictyosteliaceae.